CAGAUAUAAACAAACAGCUGUGCAGACCAACAAUUGAAUUGGUGCAAAAGAAAUUAAGUAAGUUGUGCAUAAGUUUCAUUAUAAAUUGUUAAAAUAUUGCUGCGAAAUGACUUCGCCAUUGGAAAAUUUGGAAACGCAACUGGAAAUGUUUAUCGAGAACGUGCGGCAAAUACGCAUAAUUGUGAGCGAUUUUCAGCCGCAGGGUCAAAACGUACUGAAUCAGAAAAUCAACAGCUUGGUCACCGGCCUGCAGGAAAUUGACAAAUUGCGGCCACAGGUGCAGGAUGUAUAUGUGCCCUUUGAGGUCUUCUUUGACUACAUUGACCAGGACAAAAAUCCACAGCUGUAUACAAAGGACUGUGUGGAAAAGGCGCUGGCCAAGAAUGAGGAGGUUAAGGGCAAAAUCGAAAGCUUGAAAAAGUUCAAAGCGAAUCUGCUGCUGGAAUUGUACAAGACAUUUCCCACCGAGAUGAACAACUAUCGAGCCUACAGAAAAGACUCCAUCUAAGAACUGCAAAUUUUAGUUUUGUAAGCCUUAAAGUACGAUACACAUAAAAAAUAAAAACUAAAAAAUAAUAAA
Messenger RNA from Drosophila novamexicana, 580 nucleotides. RefSeq names its product mediator of RNA polymerase II transcription subunit 10 (gene MED10). The coding region runs from base 107 to 508 and encodes 133 amino acids. Gene Ontology annotation, molecular function: transcription coregulator activity. The transcript is spliced from 2 exons. Lineage: Eukaryota; Metazoa; Arthropoda; Insecta; Diptera; Drosophilidae. The record is from RefSeq and is a predicted model, not a curated record. Gene Ontology annotation, biological process: positive regulation of transcription by RNA polymerase II. Gene Ontology annotation, cellular component: chromatin; mediator complex.